Messenger RNA from Megalops cyprinoides (Indo-Pacific tarpon), 4543 nucleotides. RefSeq names its product myotubularin-related protein 3-like. Gene Ontology annotation, biological process: regulation of autophagy; dephosphorylation. NCBI's taxonomy places the organism in Eukaryota, Metazoa, Chordata, Actinopteri, Elopiformes, Megalopidae. Bases 410 to 3961 code for a protein of 1183 amino acids. Gene Ontology annotation, molecular function: protein phosphatase binding; metal ion binding; phosphatidylinositol-3,5-bisphosphate 3-phosphatase activity. The record is from RefSeq and is a predicted model, not a curated record. The transcript has 23 exons.
CGGCGCUGGUGGUUCGGGACGGGUGCAGAGGGAGGCAGACUGAUACGGCGCUGGGUCUGACAGCUCGUUUCGUGCACUAUUUAUUAUUUAUUGCAAAAAUAACGUGGACAUCACCGACAGAAUCCUUGGACUUUUAAUUUACUGAAGCUAAGACGCAGAUUCAGUCCGGCACCAUCGGCAGACAAUGACCCGUGAAGCCAAGUGACGUCAUUGUGGCCAGUCAGGUUUUUGAGGGAACAACCAUCUGCUUUCAUUUUUUCCUGUCGCAGAUUUCAAUGUCAUCACCCCUGGUGAGGCUUUCAGAACCGAAUCGCCACAUCAGCUCCUUUCCUGCCCUGUUCCUUUGAGUACAGCCGGGACCAAGCAGAGAGGUCAGGAUUCGGAGGCAGAGUGACUCCAGGGUGCCAUUAUGGGGGCCAGGCAGGAUGAGGAGGGCCAGGAGGGUCAGGAGCUGGUGCAAGUCAAACAGAACUUUCCCAGGAAGCCCCCUGUCUUGGAGGAGGACAGUCUGCAGGUCCCCUUCCUGGAGCUCCAUGGGGAAUUCACAGAGUAUGUGGGGAGGGCAGAGAAUGCUGUCAUCGCCCUGUCCAGCUACCGCCUUCACAUCAAGUUCAAGGAAUCUGUGGUGAACAGUCUUUGCUCGUGUGAGGUGUCUGUGCCCCUGCUGCUGAUCGAGGGCGUUGAGUGUCGCGACAUGCUGCAGCUCCACAUCACCUGCAAGGACUGCAAGGUCAUCAGGUGUCAGUUCUCCACAACGGAGCAGUGUCAGGAGUGGGUGAAGAGGCUGACGAGUGCAAUUCGGCCCCCGUCCCGCCUGGAGGAGCUCUUCUCCUUCUCUUUCCACUCCUGGUGUGAGGGUGUCCACAGCGGGGAGAAGGAGCAGCCAGGAGAGACGUGCAGGCCGGGAGACCAUGUGAUCUGGCGUUUCAGAAAUGAGGUGGAGCGUCUGGGCUUUGACACACAGCAUGCAUGGAGGAUAUCUGAGAUCAACAGCAAGUACAGGUUGUGUUCCAGCUACCCGGAGCUGCUGCUGGUGCCCUCCUGGAUCACCGAUGCCGAGCUGGAGAGUGUGGCAGCCUUCCGUUCCUGGAAGAGGAUUCCAGCUGUGGUGUACAGGCACCAGAGCACUGGCGCGGUCAUCGCUCGCUGCGGUCAGCCCGAGGUCAGCUGGUGGGGUUGGCGCAGCGCGGACGACGAGCACCUGGUCCAGUCCAUCGCUAAGGCCUGCUCCAUGGACCACGCCUCCCGCUCGCCGCUGAGUAACGGCACCUGCGGCGGAGAGAACGGCCACAGCACGCCGCUCUCCGACGGCGGCUUCGAUCCUUCUGGAAUGCCCAGCCCCGAGGGGGAGAAUUCAGACCUCCAGCCUCGAAAGCUGAUGAUUCUAGACGCCAGGUCCUACGCCGCUGCCGUGGCUAACCGUGCCAAGGGCGGAGGGUGCGAGUGCCCAGAGUACUAUCCUAACUGCGAGGUGGUGUUCAUGGGGAUGGCCAACAUACACUCCAUCCGCAAGAGUUUCCAGUCCCUGCGCUCUCUCUGCACGCAGAUGCCCGAUCCCGCCAACUGGUUGUCAGCUCUGGAGGGCACCAGGUGGCUUCAGCACCUGUCCCUGCUGCUGAAGGCUGCCCUGCUGGCGGUGAACGCAGUGGACCGUGACCACCGCCCUGUCCUGGUGCACUGCUCGGAUGGCUGGGACCGCACGCCCCAGAUUGUGGCGCUGUCCAAACUCCUUCUGGACCCCUUCUAUCGCACCAUUGAGGGGUUCCAGGUGUUGGUGGAGACGGAGUGGCUGGACUUCGGGCACAAGUUUGCAGACCGCUGCGGGCACGGGGAGAGCUCGGAGGACCUGAACGAGCGCUGCCCGGUCUUCCUGCAGUGGCUGGACUGCGUGCACCAGCUGCACCGCCAGUUCCCCUGCUCCUUCCAGUUCAACGAGGCCUUCCUGGUUAAGCUUGUGCAGCACACCUACUCCUGCCUGUUCGGCACCUUCCUGUGCAACAGCGCGAAGGAGCGUGACGAACGGCAGGUUCAGGAGAGGACCUGCUCCGUGUGGUCGCUGCUGCGGCCAACCAAUCGCGCCUUCCAGAAUAUUCUCUACUCCUCCCACUCGGAGACGGUGUUGCGGCCGGUAUGUCAUGUGCGUAACCUGAUGCUGUGGAGUGCCGUUUACCUGCCCAGCUCCUUACCCACCACGCCCUCGGAUGACUCGUGCGCCCCCUACCCCGUGCCUGGCGCCAGCCCCGAGGAUGUGCCUCUGGGCAGACUUCCAAAGACGAGGUCCUUUGACAACCUGUCCAGCGCCUGUGAAGCAGAGGGACUCCCUCCUCCGAACCGCCGCUCCAGCGACCCCAACCUGAAUGACUCAUGGCAGGAGCACCGCCGCUCUGUGGAGCUCAGCGUGGGCGUGGGCCCAGAUGGGGGCGGGGCAGAGGACCAGGAGGGCGGGGCCGAUGGACAGCAGGAAGUGGGGCAUGUGGGAGGCCGGCCCUCAGACGAGGUGGAGGUGGGUGGCUCGGCUGGGGAAGGUCUCAGUGAAAUGGAGGAGCCAGAAGCUUCCACUGCCAGUGAAAUCAGGGGGGUUGGGCUUUUGUCAGAGGAGUGCGCAGAAGAGGCGGAGCUCUCCAUUGCUGUGGGCGUGGCGGAAGGACAGAUGGAAAACAUCCUGCAGGAAGCAACGGAAGAAGAGCGAGCUGAGGAGGCACUGCAGGACAUCAGUGAUGGGAAAUGUCACUUGGAGGACUCCCUGGGACCACUGUCAGCCCUGCCUGCUGCUCCGCCUGCAGAGGGUGUGGAAGCCCUGGAGAUGCCGGUGAAUGAAGAACAAGUGGAUCUGGGCCCAUCUCCAAACCUAGAGGGACUUGAGGACCCCCGUCCCCUGACAUCCCCAAUUGAGAUGUCCAUCAGGACUAUGACAAAUGGCUAUGGUGAGCUGUCACCAGUUGGGCGGGGUGCUGUGGAGGACAGGGCCUCUCCCCAGGGGAAUUCUGUUCAGACAUUGACGGAGGAGGGUGGAAUCAGUUUGAAGGCCACCUGCGGCCUGCCCGCACCCCCGGCCGAGGCAGAGGGCCCCCCUCCCUGCACUGAAGUGGAGGCGAGCAGGGGGGUCUCGGCGGGGCAGGGUGAGCAGAGGACUCCAAACGGCCCCAGGAGGCCGUCGCUCAGUGCACUACACCGCCCCCCUGUGGAUCUUGGGCAGGGGCGACCCGUCUGCAACGGGGGGAGCCCAAACGGGGAGCCCUGGGGCUCUCAGCAGGCCAAGGCGAAUGGGGCGCGGACCCCGCUCAGCCGGCAGACGUCGGCGGCCAGCGUGGGCUCCCCGGGUGCGCACCCCUGGGGCCUGCACCAGCGCUGCCUCCACGGCACGCCCCCCGAGGCGGUGGGGCGGGGCCGGCUGGACGAGGACGGCCUGACCCUGCACAGCGACGCCGUGCAGCAGCGGCUGCGGCAGAUGGAGGCGGGGCACCAGCUGGAGGUGGACACGCUCAAGAGGCAGGUGCAGGAGCUGUGGAGCCGCCUGGAGGGCCACCACAGCGGGAACCGUGGUAAUGGGGACCGCGGCAACGUGGACCCCAGCAACAGCGUGAAGUUCCUCCCGGACUCGGAGUGUAACGGUGAUCCUCCCUGCCUGUCCCGCUGCAGUGCCGAGCUCUUCUCAGAGGCCAGCUGGGAGCAGGUGGAGCAGCAGCACACGGUAACACAGUGGUAUCCAGACAACCUGAAAGCCCAGUGUUACGGGUGUGAGAACAGGUUCUGGCUGGCAACCAGGAAACAUCACUGCAGAGGAAAGCAGCCUAUAGAAGAAGCCUGGAACUGUGGGAAUGUGUUCUGUGCCAGCUGCUGUGAUCAGAGGGUUUCUGCGCCCAGCCGCGUGUGUAAGGCCUGCCACAGCAGCAUGCGUGUGUCCGCCCUGCCCCCCGUUGACCUGGAACUGGAGAAGCCCAUCACAGCCAGCUCCAAUUAGCCCCCUCUCACCCACCCUCCAACUAGCUACCCCCACCUGGGGCAGAGUGUGGAGAGCUGGCGGAAAAAAAAAAAAAAUAAAAAAACACCCACUGCUGAGGAACUGAACUGAGUCCCCCAGAAGAGUGAGAGAAUGUUGUAUGCAGGUACGCACCUGUAUACGUGUGCGUGCAUGUGCAAGUGUAAUGUGCUGUAUAUAUCCAAUCUCACACGUGCGUGAAAGUUUAAUGUGUAAAUAUAUAUAUAUAUAUACAUACAUAUAUAUAUAUAUGAUGCCGUGUGUGUACAGAAAUAGCAGAAGGCUGCGUAUUGAAAGAAUUGAGAAGCACUUUGGGUGUGCGGUGCUGCAGGACAAACGGACAGAUGGAUGCCGGAGGCCGCAAAAGCUCAGAGAGACUUGCUUUCCUCAUGGAAUUUAUUUUUCUGUUUUCCUUCUUUCGGACUGAGCUACAGUGCACCCUUUCCCGCUGUCUUUAUUUUGCGUCUGAAUGAAAUUGGGCAGGGCAUGGCGGUGGGUGGGAGCGGGGUGUGAAUGGUAUGGAGCUCAAAAGUUGAAAGAAUAAAAGUACAACACUGCCCCAAA